AUGAGUCCCGCAGUCGAAAACCACCAGCCCAGCGGCUCCGCAGCCGGGCGGCGGGACCUCGCCCAUGGAGGUGACCACGCGGCGGUGCAGCUACCGAGGACGACGAUGUCGACCGAAGAGAUCGACGAUACCAUAACGAGGCCUGGCAGCGUCAGAAUCAAUGUCAAAGGGGCAUUUAUCGUCGACCCGGAUACGAGAACGCCGGCGCCUGGUGCCGCUCAAGGAAAUGGGAGAGGCAGUCCGACACAUCCCGAGACGAGCGAUAUUCGGUUGCCAUACCACACGGCAGUGGUGAGCCACAUCAUUGGCGGCUCUCUCAUAAAGCUUGUCUACUUCUCAAGAGAGGUCCAUUCGACCGAGCCCGGGGGCCGACUCAACUUCCAGAGCUUCGAGACCGAUCGCGUGGACGACUGCGUCGAAUUGAUGAAAAACUUGCGCGAUAAGCAGCUGGAGCUCAAUGGUUCGCAGCCCAGCGAGCUCUGCGUCAUGGCGACCGGAGGUGGCGCGUACAAGUUCUAUGACAAGAUCCGCGAUGCGCUCGGCGUCGAUGUACUGCGGGAGGACGAGAUGGAGUGUCUCGACUUCUUCAUCACCGAGAUACCGCGCGAGGUCUUCACCUACUCCGAGACCGAUCCCAUGCACUUCGUCAGCCCCCGCGAGGCCAUCUACCCUUAUCUCCUUGUCAACAUCGGCUCUGGAGUGUCCUUCCUCAAGGUUACCGGCCCGCGCUCGUACGAGCGAGUGGGCGGUACGUCAUUAGGAGGAGGUACAUUAUGGGGACUGCUGUCCCUACUGACGGGCGCACAGACCUUUGACGAAAUGCUGGAUUCAGCCGAACAUGGCGACAAUGCCAAGGUUGAUAUGCUGGUCGGCGACAUUUACGGCACAGACUAUGGAAAGAUUGGCCUCAAGAGCACAGCGAUUGCGUCUUCUUUUGGCAAGGUGUUCCGCAUGAAGAAUGCUGCGGCCAGCGCUGCUGCUGCACAAGCAUCAGGAAGCACGGACGGUCAGGCUACACCAGCAGAUGUCGGAUUCUCGGAUGGCGACAUUUCGAGGUCGCUGCUCUAUGCCGUAUCGAACAACAUCGGCCAGAUUGCUUACCUGCAAUCGCAAAUCCAUAACCUCUCCGACAUAUACUUUGGCGGGUCUUUCAUUCGCGGCCACCGGCAGACGAUGAACACGCUCAGCUAUGCCAUUAGGUUCUGGAGUAAAGGCGAGAAGCAAGCUUACUUCCUCCGCCACGAGGGUUAUCUCGGCGCCGUGGGUGCGUUCCUCAAGCGGCAGCCAAAGAAUUGGGGCAGGCGUGCGAGCCUGGAGGGAAUGGAUGAGGUAUUGGAGUGGAGGCGGAACGAAAAGGCCAAGGAGAGUCAAACAGCGGUAGAUGGCCAUUGA
Purpureocillium lilacinum is the source of this 1392-nucleotide messenger RNA. The record is from RefSeq and is a predicted model, not a curated record. Lineage: Eukaryota; Fungi; Ascomycota; Sordariomycetes; Hypocreales; Ophiocordycipitaceae.